This is a messenger RNA of Drosophila arizonae, 1036 nucleotides long. RefSeq lists its product as uncharacterized. The record is from RefSeq and is a predicted model, not a curated record. Lineage: Eukaryota; Metazoa; Arthropoda; Insecta; Diptera; Drosophilidae.
AUAGACUGUUAUAACGUUAUUGUAAAAUUUAGGAAAACCAAUCUGUUGUGUAUAAAGAAAUAGUAUAUGAAGUAUGGACGACUCAGCACUUACAAAUCUAGCAAUUGCAGAGCUUAUGUGGGGAUUGCCACGUCAAGAUUCCAACGUAUGUCAUGUGCCACAAGAGCGCAAAAUAAAUCCGCUGGGUAAACCAAACAAAAAGUUUCUAGGACGAACAAUAAACAGUGUGAUACGACAUAACAAACGAACAACUGCGCGCACGCGGGAAAACUGUCAACAAAAACUUCAGGAAUUAGAUUCCAGACACAAAAGGCGCAAAGAAAAUGUCUUUUAUAACCGAUGCAUCAGGGAAGAACUCAAUGGAACUAGGGAACGUAAAAGUCGGUCCAGUAACAAUCUCAAACAAAGACGCAGUAGCAGAAGCUCGUCUAGAGAAUACCGCUGUCGCAGCAGAGGUCACAAAAAGAAACACAGGAAAACCAAGAAGAAAUCUAAACGAAGACAUCAUAGGAAAAGUCCUAGCAGUGAACUAGCAGUCCCAUCACCCGAGAAAUUAUCAAAUCCUGCAUCCGACCAUAUCCCUUCUAACAAUAUGGCUCUAGCAGUGGCUAUGGCUUACAGUCGACCGCUAUAUCAAACACCCGCUAAUAGGCCACUUCCAUUCGAGUUGUCAACUGACAUUGUUAAGGAGCUAAUGUCGGAUGAUGAAACGCUCAAACAGGAUGAACUAUCUAGAGCAUCUUCAGGUGAUGAAACUCCAGCAAUUCUUACAAUCGAUGUGAGUUCCCAAGAUGAACAAUCAGACGGCUGUGAGCGCUAUGAUGACGAAAGUGAAUCAGAGAAUUCCAGCUGCAUAAAUCUAACUAUCGUCGAUAGCGAAAGUGAUAUAGAAAUAAUUGACAGUAAGGUGAAACAGACAAAAGAAGAGCGCAGUCCAUCAUCUGUGGAGUUAACGUACUCGUUAGAGUUGCGAUAUACCGCCGAUAUUGCUCUUACAGUGGACUUGACUGAAGAUUAGAUAAAAAUGAUUUAUAAA